Adineta steineri is the source of this 879-nucleotide messenger RNA. NCBI's taxonomy places the organism in Eukaryota, Metazoa, Rotifera, Eurotatoria, Adinetida, Adinetidae. The record is from the annotation of a GenBank genome assembly.
AUGGCAUUCUUUCCUAUUCAUCGUUAUCGCCGUUUCGACGAUCCAUUUGAUCGCUUUUUUGGUGAUCAACUUGAUUUCUUCGAUCCAUGGCGUGAUUUCGACACAUUUCCAACUGCACUAACAGCUCAACCAAAUGCAUUUCGAUGGGUUAAUGAACCACUUCGAUUAACACAUGGUCAGCAAAAUGUUGAACCAACAUCACCUGCACCUCAUGCAGAGAAAUUCCGUACUCAACUUAAUAUUGCUGGUUUCAAUCCAGAAACUAUUAAAACAAGAGUCGAAGGUCGAAAAGUAAUUGUCGAAGCUAAACAAGAAGAUCGACAACCUGAUGGUGAUUUUAGUGUUCGUGAAAUUCGAAAAACAUAUGAACUUCCGGAACAUGCUAAUGCAAAUCGUAUGGCUUCAUAUGUAACACCAAACAAUAUGUUAGUUAUUGAAGCACCGAUCGAAAAUCCUGAAGCUGAACGUCGACUUCAACAAGCACGAAAUGACAAUCAAAGCUUGACUCAAUUUGGUCAAUAUCGUGAUCCACUCUUUGAUUAUGCUGGUUUCUUGGGUGGUUCAGACUUUCAACCGCGUAUUGUCGAUAAAGGAAACAAUCAAAAACAAUUAGAAAUGGCUGUUGGAAUGAAAAACUUUCGACCAGAAGAAAUCAAAGUCUCAGUAAAAAACAAUGAACUCAUUGUUCAAGGUGAACAUCGACAUCAAGAUAAGAAUCGUUCUGAACGAUCAUUCUUCUUCAAAUCAACAGCAUUACCACCUGGAACACAAGUCGAUCAUCUUCAAUCUCAUUUAACUGAUGAUGGUCAUUUAAAGAUUGAAGCACCAUUUGUUGAACAUAAAGAAGGGCAACAAUCAAUUGAAAGUCACAAAAACUAA